ACCAGAAAACCAGAGGGGCGAAUGACCACUCCGGGUCAGAGCCCCAAACAUGCCGCUUCUAUGAUGAGCUGCAUGCCAUUUUAGGGGGUUCAGCCACCACUACCCCAGCCAUGUUGUUUGACUCCUUCAAUGGAGAUGGAGGCAACACGGAAGCAGGUUUUGGGGACGAAGAAGAUGAUGAUGAGGUUGUAGAUAGCUCACAGCAAGCAAGCGGAGAAACCGGUUUUCCCGACAGCCAGGAACUGUUUCUCACCCUGGACCUGGAGCCAGUACCCCCCGAACCCACCCAAGGCUGCCUCCUGGACCCGGCAGGCGGAGAAGGGACCUCCGCUGCAUGUGUUUCAAUGAUCACAGGAUCUUCUCCUUCCCAGAGGCUAGUGAAGAUUAGAAAUAAAAAAAAACACACUCGAGAUGAAAUGUUCUCUGAGCUCAUGCUGUCCUCCCACACUGACAGAGCACAGACGAAUGCGUGGAGGCAAAUAAUAUCAGAGUGCAGGAAAGCACAAAAUGACCGGGAGGAGAGGUGGCGUGCUGAAGAGAGUAAGUGGCAGGCUGAAGAUAGGGCUGAAGCUCAAAUGUGGCGGCAGCGUGAUGAGAGGAGGCAGGAUUCAAUGCUGAGGCUGCUGGAGGUCCAAACCAGUAUGCUCCAGUGUAUGGUUGAGCUGCAGCGAAGGCAGCUGGAGCACAGACUGCCACUACAGCCCCUGUGUAACCAACCGCCCGCCUCCACACCCAGACGCCCAAGAACAUGGUGCGGGGGCCACCGGCCAACCAGCCACUCCGCCACAGAGGAUUGCCCAAAAAAAGAAGGCUGGCAUUCAAUAAAUUUUAAAGUUGUAAACUUUUAAAGUGCUGUGUGGCAUUUUCCUUCCCUCCUCCACCACCCCUCCUGGACUACCUUGGUAGUCAUCCCCCUAUUUGUGUGAUGAAUGAAUAAAGAAUGCAUGAAUGUGAAGCAACAAUGACUUUAUUGCCUCUGCAAACGGUGAUCGAAGGGAGGAGGGGAGAGUGGUUAGCUUACAGGGAAGUAGAGUGAACCAAGGGGCUGGGGGUUUCGUCAAGGAGAAACAAACAGAACUUUCACACCGUAGCCUGGCCAGUCAUGAAACUGGUUUUCAAUGCUUCUCUGAUGCGUACCGUGCCCUCCUGUGCUCUUCUAACCGCCCUGGUGUCUGGCUGCGCGUAACCAGCAGCCAGGCGAUUUGCCUCAACCUCCCACCCCACCAUAAACGUCUCCCCCUUACUCUCACAGGUAUUGUGGAGCACACAGCAAGCAGUAAUAACAGUGGGAAUAUUGGUUUCGCUGAGGUCUAAGCGAGUCAGUAAACUGCGCCAGUGCACCUUUAAAUGUCCAAAUGCACAUUCUACCACUAUUCUGCACUUGCUCAGCCUGUAGUUGAAGAGCUCCUGACUACUGUCCAGGCUGCCUGUGUACGGCUUCAUGAGCCAUGGCAUUAAGGGGUAGGCUGGGUCCCCAAGGAUACAUAUAGGCAUUUCAACGUCCCCAACAAUUAUUUUCUGGUCUGGGAAUAAAGUCCCUUCCUGCAGCUUUUGAAACAGACCAGAGUUCCUGAAGAUGCGAGCGUCAUGUACCUUUCCCGGCCAUCCCACGUUGAUGUUGGUGAAACGUCCCUUGUGAUCCACCAGAGCUUGCAGAACUAUCGAAAAGUACCCCUUGCGGUUUAUGUACUCGGCGGCUUGGUGCUCCGGUGCCAAGAUAGGGAUAUGGGUUCCGUCUAUGGCCCCCACCACUGUUAGGGAAUCCCAUUGCAGCAAAGCCAUCCACUAUGACCUGCACAUUUCCCAGGGUCACUACCCUUGAUAUCAGCAGAUCUUUGAUUGCCUAGGCUACUUGCAUCACAGCAGCCCCAACAGUAGAUUUGCCCACUCCAAAUUGAUUCCCAAUUGACCGGUAGCUGUCUGGCGUUGCAAGAUUCCACAGGGCUAUCGCCACUCGCUUCUCAACUGUGAGGGCUGCUCUCAUCUUGGUAUUCAUGCGCUUCGGGGCAGGGGAAAGCAAGUCACAAAGUUCCAUGAAAGUGCCCUUACACAUGCGAAAGUUUCGUAGCCACUGGGAAUCGUCCCAGACCUGCAACACUAUGCGGUCCCACCAGUCUGUGCUUGUUUCCUGAGCCCAGAAUCAGCGUUCCAUAGCAUGAACCUACCCCAUUAGCACCAUGAUGCAUGCAUUGGCAGGGCCCAUGCUUUCAGAGAAAUCUGUGUCCAUGUCCUGAUCACUCACGUGACCACGCUGACGUCGCCUCCUCGCCCGGUAUCGCUCUGCCAGGUUCUGGUGCUGCAUAUACUGCUGGAUAAUGCGUGCGGUGUUUAAUGUGCUCCUAAUUGCCAAAGUGAGCUGAGCGGCCUCCAUGCUUGCCUUGGUAUGGCAUCCGCACAGAAAUAAGGCGCGGAACGAUUGUCUGCCGUUGCUCUGACGGAGGGAGGAGUGACUGACGACAUGGCUUACAGGGUUGGCUUCAGGGAGCUAAAAUCAACAAAGGGGGUGUCUUUACAUCAAGGAGUAUUUCAGGCAGGACUUCACGGAGGGUUCCAAUAAGAAAUGGUGCACCUAAGUUAUAGUUCUUAUUGGAACAAGGAAGUUAGUCUGGCCUCUGAUUGAUACAUGGCUAGAUUUACCUCGCUGCACCUUCUCUGUGAGUGACUGCAGUGUGACCUAGAGGAAUGAGUCCCCUAGACGGGGGAGGGAGGGAAGCAAAUGAGUACAAAACAAAUCUGGUCUAUUGCUUGUUUUGAUCCACUCCAUCUAUCUUUUACAUCUUUGGCUGGCAGCAGACGGUGCAGAAGGACUGCAUGCCAUCCACAUCUCAUGGCUGCUCGGCAGAAGAUGGUGCAAUACGACUACUAGCCAUCCUCAUCUCUUGCCUGCCCGGCAGAAGAUGAUGCAAUAUGACUGCUAUCCAUCCUCAUCUCUUGCCUGUCCGGCAGAAGAUGGUACAGUACGACUGCUAGCAAUCUGUAUCGUCUGCCUGCUCACCAUAAGAUGGUUCAAUAGGACUGACUGCAGGACUAAAGAGAAUGACCUGGUCAAGUCACUCCAAAUUUAGUCCCUGUGCCCAUGUCUGCCCAGGCGCUCCUGGCCGACGUGGUCAGGAGCACCUCGGACAUGACAAUGACAGCUACCAGUCAUGUUGCACCAUCUGCUGCCAGAAGGCAAUGGGUUGCUGCUACUGUGUAGCAAUGCAAUACCGCAUCUGUCAGCACCCAGGAGACAUACAGUGACGGUUACCUGAGCGGGCUCCAUGCUUGCCGUGGUAUGGCGUCUGCAGAGGUAGCUCAGGAAAAAAGGUGCGAAACGAUUGUCUGCCCUUGCUUUCACAGAGGGAGGGAGGGAACGGGGGCCUGACGAUAUGUACCCAGAACCACCCAUGACAAUGUUUUAGCCCCAUCAGGCAUUGGGAUCUCAACCCAGAAUUCCAAUGGGCAGCGGAGACUGCGGGAACUGUGGGAUAGCUACCCACAGUGCAACGCUCCGGAAAUCGACGCUUGCCUCGGUACUGUGGAAGCGCUCCGCCGAGUUAAUUCACUUAAUGCACUUAGAGCAUUUUCUGUGGGGACACACACACUGGAAUAUAUAAAAACGAUUUCUAAAAAACCGACUUCUAUAAAUUCAACCUAAUUCCGUAGUGUAGACAUACCCUUAGGAACUUUUAGUGCACGCCAGCAGGGUCCGCACAUACAGCAAGUAUCUGCAUGCUGGUGUGCACUAGAAUUUACACUCCAGCUGGGGCGAACUAACACACCAUGUAGACAAGCUCUCAGCAUUUAUCUAAUUUUGUAAAACUCUCUAUUGUUCCUCCUCUCUCUAGUGAGUAUUUACUGAAGGUAGAUGCAAUAGUGCUGAGUUUCAAAGAAGAGAACAAGACAAUUUCAAUGCAGGGAGAGUAACUAGAUUUUAGAGCCCUCAGAGUUGGGCUACCUUCACUACAGCACAGCUAGUGUUCUGCUAUAACUGAUAUGGCAGAAGCUAAGAUAUGAAGUGGCCUUCAGACGAGCCUUCAGUUGAUGAUAAAAUCUUUGUGCAAUUAAACUUUUUUCAGCUUCAAAUUUUUGAAUGUGAAGACACAGCUUGAUUAAUGGCUGAAUUAUCAACUGCCGUCUGAUUUAAUAUCUUAGAACCACUUUAAUCAGUUUGAUUAAAACCUUUUUUUUUAUAAUGCUGUCAGGAAUAAAAGGUGAGUUUUACGUGAAGUUGUGAAAGAAUAAGACUGAGUCAGUCCUUGUGGGGAGCUGCGAUUUGUCAAGUAUCUAAGCAAUCAGAGCUAGUACUACAGUAAUGAUGAAUAUAAACUGAAGUUACUGCACUGUAACCUACUUCUAAUUAUUUUGCAUAUUGAUGACUCGCCGGAUACUGUACUUAGCAGCUCUCUAGAAAUGCCUACAAUAAUGACCUGUUUCAUUAGUGAGCAAUUUUAUGGAAACUUUACUAAUUUGACAACUUACAGCAAAUGAUAGAAAACAUGUUAACCAAAAGGCCUCCAGCAACACAGAGUAGCCUUUUAUAAUUAGGAAAUGAAUUUGUUAGCACUAAAGGAAAAUUGACAAAACUUCUUGUGUUGUGAAAAAGUUGCUGUAAAAUGGAAGUAAAACCUCUCAGUGGAUUUUACAAAUGACUUGACUAGCUAUCUUGACUUCAAAUAUAGGGCUGAUCAACACUGGACCCUUACGCUCGCACAGCUAUGUCUCUCGGAUAAAUAUCCACAUCCUGAGAGAUGUAGCUCUGCCAGUGUAACACCUGUGUAGAAAGUGCUGGAUUGACAGAAGAAUUCUUCCCUCAACCUACUUACUGCCUCUCAGGGAUCAACUGCAGCACUUUCACGCCAGCUGAAAACGGUGUGUGAGCCAGCAUGGAGAAUUUCUGUGUAUUGAACUUUUCCAUGUUCUUGUGUUUUCAAAAAAAAACAAAAAAACUUUAUGUACAGAUGUGAGAACUGUACCCAUUUGAAUUAUGGAUAUUUCUUGUCUGACACAGAUAGCUUUGUCUGACCAUUAUAAUUUAAAACUGCUACAGAAGUUUCACUUAAUACAGUAUCUGUGUAAUUUGUUUAGAGACUGAGGUGGAAGCACUUUCCUUUUCCCCUUGGCCUUGGUCUGGGCAGGAAAUUAUCUUCCACUGAGGUGUUUUGUUCAAGUCAUGAAUAAAUGGGUGAGAAAUACUAUCACAUGCCUUUAUCUUUUGAAGCAGUGGGGGAUGGAAGGAAAUUAUUGUGAAAUGCUCUGUUAACCAUGCUUGUUAGAAGGAAAUUGCAGAAUUGAAUAUCAAGCCAUACUGACUUCAAAUAAUGUGCAGACUGGACAAAACAAUGGUAAUUUGCCUUCAAGAUUUAAGAAAUAGCCAGUACGAGAGUGUUAAUUCCCAGCUCUUGCUGAUGGGAACAAAACACCUGUCAUCCCAUUGUAGAAAGUUUGGCAUGGAGGAGCAUGAGUGCUUGUUUCAGUGGUGCAUGGUGCCUACCAUAUCUGUGUCAUUGGGGUCUGUGCAGGCCAGAAGAUGGGUGGAGACAGCUGGAGGGGGGGGAAGAUAGGCACCUUCAGUGGAAGUUUCCUGCAAGCUUCCACUAGCAGAAUUGAUGCAUCCUAAGGUAAAAUAAAGCUGCCCUCCUGUGAUGGAGCUGCUGGGAGGCAGCUGUGGAAAUUCCCCAGGAUGCCAUGGUGAUGUGGGUGUAAUUCAAAAGCCCUGAACACCCAUAAGGGUUGACUAACCUCUAAUGCUUAGGCUUUCUAAUGAGGUCACAAGAGACAAGCCUCAUGAAUGAGGCUGGCUGAAGCUAAGAGCAAGGAUUUACUUAGAGAUGUUACAGGAGGAAAGAACAAGCAGUCCCAGAUAAUCCCAAGUCAUAACUAUUACCUUGAAGAACCUGGAUUCAUGGCUACCAAUUUUUAGUCCUUUUAAGUAAGUCUUAACCUACUCCAGCAGAGCUUGUCUAAUUAUAGAUAAUGUUUAAAUGCUAUUUUUUGGUAUUAAAUUGUGAGUGUCGUGUAGACUUGAGACAAUAGUGGCUAUUAAAGGAUCCUUCAUUCUGAGAUUUCCAAUCUUCAGGAUAGAGGGAGGAAGAGGAAUCGGGCAGUUCACUGGCCAGUAGAUCAAAACAAUUGAAUGGAAUUGUAGUCUCAUCCAAAAGUUAUAGAAGAUGGAGGUCAAUGAUGGCAUAAAGUAAACUCUCCAGUGUUGGAGGGGCCAGAUGCAGUGCUCCUAAUAUUACAAAAUGCCAUACAAUAGAACCUCAGAGUUACGAACUGACCAGUCAACCAAACACCUCAUUGGAUUGGAAGUACACAAUCAGACCAAAAAAAGCAAAUAUAGUACAGUGUUAAACGUAAACUACUAAAAAAAUACAGGGAAAGCAGCAUUUUUCUUCUGCAUAGUAAAGUUGCAAAGCUGUAUUAAGUCAAUGUUCAGAAUUACGAACAACGUCCAUUCCCAGGGUGUUCGUAACUGAGGUUAUACUGUAUUUUUGUUCCUCAUGAGAAUCUCUUUCCAUU
Molecule: messenger RNA, 6501 nt
Organism: Caretta caretta (loggerhead turtle)
Lineage: Eukaryota; Metazoa; Chordata; Testudines; Cheloniidae
Source: RefSeq, a predicted model, not a curated record